GGGUUGGUUGUUCGGGAAGUUCUCAGAGAAGGUGACAUUUAAGACAGCAUUCCAGAGAGAGAACGGGGUAAGGCCAUUCCAGGCAGCAGGAAAGCUGAAGCAAAGGCGGGAGCAGGGAGAACCACAAAAGCACAAUGUGCCUCCUGGGUACUAAGCAGAGAUCGCGUGGGCUCCUGGACCUCACUGAGUGCAGAAGAAGCCGCAGAGCUACCUGGGGCCAAGUUAAGAUCUUCGACUGCUUUGCUAAGGAAUUUCGUAAUUAUACUGGAGGAGCGAUCCACGCCUUAGCAGCAAUCACUCAGGCAGUUUUCCAGUUUACGACGUGCUAUGCCAUCCCGUACUACAUCUACUCCUUACAGGAGCCCUCAGAGACAAUUAGGGAUAAGUCAUUGACUCAUUCAACUGAGGCCCCGAGUGGUGGCUCUGACUUUAUAAUGCAAGAAUUAGAGAAGAAAGAAGAGGCAGUGGGAGAGGAGGCCAAUGAUUGAGGCUCAGGCCACAGCCUAGGCCAGGAAGGCCGUGAGUCUGCAGCAGGGGCCAAGGCGGUGCGGACCGAAUGAUCCGAGCCUCCCCAGCCAGGCCCCCUCCUACUCACCCUCGCCUCCUCCAGGACUGACGUCCCGGGGGCGGCUCCAGGAGGCGCGACCCGGACCGGGCCGCCCCUCCUGCCGAGCUGGGACACUAUACCCAGCCAGGUCAGACCCCACGGCGCUGAAGCUAGCGGAGCCCCUCAAAAGGCCGCCCGAGGCUUUCGGCCGCACAUCCUUCUGGGAAUUGUAGUUCCCAUCCUCUGAAGCACCGCGUACACCCGCCCUCCGCCCUUCUAUCCCACAGGACCCCGCGCGUAGAAGACUCGGUGGACCAGGGCCGAGAGCCCAAUGGGAAAGGAAGUUCUAGAUGACGGACGACGUGCGGAAUGAGGUUAGUCCAGGACUACAUUUCCCGAAGCGCACCGAGGUGGGCAGGACCCGGAAGUGAGGGUGUGAGAGGCCUCUCUGGAAGUUGUCCCGGGUGUUCGCCGCUGGAGCCCCCGUCGAGAGGACGAGGUGCCGCUGCCUGGAGAAUCCUCCGCUGCCGCCGGCUCCCGGAGCCCAGCCCUUUCCUAACCCAACCCAACCAAGCCCAGUCCCAGCCGCCAGCGCCUGUCCCUGCCGCGGACCCCAGCGUUACCAUGCAUCCUGCCGUCUUCCUAUCCUUACCCGACCUCAGAUGCUCCCUUCUGCUCCUGGUAACUUGGGUUUUUACUCCUGUAACAACUGAAAUAACAAGUCUUGAUACUGAGAAUAUAGAUGAAAUUUUAAACAAUGCUGAUGUUGCUUUAGUAAAUUUUUAUGCUGACUGGUGUCGUUUCAGUCAGAUGUUGCAUCCAAUUUUUGAGGAAGCUUCCGAUGUCAUUAAGGAAGAAUUUCCAAAUGAAAAUCAAGUAGUGUUUGCCAGAGUUGAUUGUGAUCAGCACUCUGACAUAGCCCAGAGAUACAGGAUAAGCAAAUAUCCAACCCUCAAAUUGUUUCGUAAUGGGAUGAUGAUGAAGAGAGAAUACAGGGGUCAGCGAUCAGUGAAAGCACUGGCAGAUUACAUCAGGCAACAAAAAAGUGACCCCAUUCAAGAAAUUCGGGACUUAGCAGAAAUCACCACUCUUGAUCGCAGCAAAAGAAAUAUCAUUGGAUAUUUUGAGCAAAAGGACUCGGACAACUAUAGAGUUUUUGAACGAGUUGCGAAUAUUUUGCAUGAUGACUGUGCCUUUCUUUCUGCAUUUGGGGAUGUUUCAAAACCAGAAAGAUAUAGUGGAGACAACAUAAUCUACAAACCACCAGGGCAGUCUGCUCCGGAUAUGGUGUAUUUGGGAGCUAUGACAAAUUUUGAUGUGACUUACAACUGGAUUCAAGAUAAAUGUGUUCCUCUUGUCCGAGAAAUAACAUUUGAAAAUGGAGAGGAAUUGACAGAAGAAGGACUGCCUUUUCUCAUACUCUUUCACAUGAAAGAAGAUACAGAAAGUUUAGAAAUAUUCCAGAAUGAAGUAGCUCGGCAAUUAAUAAGUGAAAAAGGUACAAUAAACUUUUUACAUGCCGAUUGUGACAAAUUUAGACAUCCUCUUCUGCACAUACAGAAAACUCCAGCAGAUUGUCCUGUAAUCGCUAUUGACAGCUUUAGGCAUAUGUAUGUGUUUGGAGACUUCAAAGAUGUAUUAAUUCCUGGAAAACUCAAGCAAUUCGUAUUUGACUUACAUUCUGGAAAACUGCACAGAGAAUUCCAUCAUGGACCUGAUCCAACUGAUACAGCCCCAGGAGAGCAAGCCCAAGAUGUAGCAAGCAGUCCACCUGAGAGCUCCUUCCAGAAACUAGCACCCAGUGAAUAUAGGUAUACUCUAUUGAGGGAUCGAGAUGAGCUUUAAAAACUUGAAAAACAGUUUGUAAGCCUUUCAACAGCAGCAUCAACCUACGUGGUGGAAAUAGUAAACCUAUAUUUUCAUAAUUCUAUGUGUAUUUUUAUUUUGAAUAAACUGAAAGAAAUUUUGGGUUUUUAA
Symphalangus syndactylus (siamang) is the source of this 2524-nucleotide messenger RNA. RefSeq names its product endoplasmic reticulum protein 44 (gene ERP44). Gene Ontology annotation, cellular component: endoplasmic reticulum membrane; endoplasmic reticulum-Golgi intermediate compartment. Gene Ontology annotation, molecular function: protein disulfide isomerase activity. Gene Ontology annotation, biological process: protein folding. NCBI's taxonomy places the organism in Eukaryota, Metazoa, Chordata, Mammalia, Primates, Hylobatidae. The record is from RefSeq and is a predicted model, not a curated record.